Messenger RNA from Hyalella azteca, 459 nucleotides. RefSeq lists its product as uncharacterized. The transcript has 4 exons. The record is from RefSeq and is a predicted model, not a curated record. The annotation marks the transcript as partial. NCBI's taxonomy places the organism in Eukaryota, Metazoa, Arthropoda, Malacostraca, Amphipoda, Hyalellidae.
AUGGUAAUAGCCUCGACCAGCUUCAGGCUGGUCACAGGGUUGUCGUCAGCGUUGUCUCUGCUGAGCUUCGUUGCUCCCUGCCGCUUCGUUGUGGACCCAGCGGUGGUCGGGAGCGUGUCGACGCCAGUUUCGGCCGCGUACGUCAUGGCCAACAACUACGCCGGCAACUCUACCCUCCUGGAAAUCCCUACGCCUUUCUUGAAUUGGGAGCAGGCGACUCUGAAGUGCAACGAACUCAACAUGGGGCUCGUCUCGUAUCCGCUGACCAACAGGGACCGUGCCAUUUUGACGAUCAGGAAACUGGAAUGGUUCUACGUGGACCUGAAACGGCAGACUGACGGCACCUACGCUUCAAGCAACCAAGCCAUGGUCCUGCCCAGCAACUAUGGAUUCCAGUGGUACCCUGGCAACCCAGGCAUGGGAAACGAAGUGUGUAUGGGAAUGGGAGGCACUCCGUUG